UUGUGCAAACAAAUCGAUUCGUCAUGUCCUUGAGAUCAAGUGUUUAAGUCAUGUGAUACUUUCGGUUAUUGUAUCAGUGUUGUGCAUUUAGACUUAUUGUAUAAGUGUAUUUUUAAUGUAUCGGUGUUAAAUAAGUAAAUAAGAGUUUGACAUUUACACACGGAAUGGAAGUUUAUGUAUUCAUACUUAAAGGAAAUUAAGGUGAAAAUUCAAUAUGGCCGUCGCUGGCCGUAAGACGGAAACAAAAUUGUCAGCAAUCGGAACAUCACUAAACAUUUCGCAUAAUUGUGGACCUUGUGAAACUGAUAAGGACCAUAUUGAAGCCUUUGGGUACUGCGUAGAUUGUGAGGAUUAUCUCUGCAAUGUUUGCUUUAAGUCGCACGGUAAAAACAAAGCGUCUAGACACCAUAAACUUCUCACUUAUGAUGAGAUAUCGACUGAAAAUGUAUCUCAACUAAAAACCAGUACAUGUACGGAAAUAUGUACCGUACAUAAAAAAGAAUAUGUAAAGUUUUUCUGCCCAGAGCACAAAGUUCUCGGAUGUAAUGACUGUAUGACACUCGGUCAUAGAACAUGUGUAAUUCAGUACAUUCCAGAUAAAUGUAAAGGUAUAUCAGACUCCUUGGAGUACAAAACCACAGUAAGUAAAUUAGCACAAGAAUUAGAAGAAAUAAACUCGCAUAUUGUGAAAGUUAAUGUCAAAGAUGGCAUUGCAGAAAGUAUGCAUGCUCAAUGUAUAAAAGAACUAAACAAUUUCCAAGCUCAGUUAAAUGAACGCAUUGAUCAACUACGAAUACAGAUCCAAAACGAUGCCGACAAUAUAAAGUCAAAAAAUAAAGAAGACAAUCAAAAAGUCGUAAACGCUUUGCACGAGAAGAAAUCUAGACUGGAAGAAGCCGAGUUUGAUAUAAACAAACACAAAACUGCAAAUCAGGAAGGACAGCUGUUUAUAAGCAUAAAAAGAGCACAGUCCGUUCUCCGCGAAAAAGAAAAGAACGUGGGUCACAUGUCUGUUACGAAUGAGAAUAUGCUUUACAAAUUCGAGCCUAGCCAUCGCCUUAGGAGUAUUCUGGCAGAACCAGACAUUUUUGGGAAGCUAAAUCCACAAAAUCCAGAAUCUGUCGAAACUUUGGAACCUGUCACAAAUGGUGUCGUCGUCCUCAAUGUCCCAGAAGAUUUGACACGUGAUGCUGUGAAGAUGUACUUUGAGAAUGUAGGACAAAGUCAGGGAGGUGAAACAGAAACAGUUGAUGUUCAUGCUGACCAGAAAUACUGCCUAGUUUCCUUCAAAGACCAAAAAGUUGUCCAACGUGUAUGUGAGAAAAGAGACCGUACCAUUUCCGGUCACAAUGUUACCAUUCACAUGUGUAAUGAGUUUCUCGGACUACCGUAUUCAUUCACGCUGGAAGAUCACGAUCCCAAUGUAUUAAAGUACCUCAAGAACAAGGAAUCGAAACGGACACAAAUUGACAAAGAGUUAUCAAAUAAUAAUGCCAAGAUUCUAUGGGAUGAAAUUCCUUUACGCAUGCAAUUAUUGUUUAGAAACGAGGAUAAAUGUCGAUGCAAUCGUCUGCGGGCUUGGAAGGAGGAAACAAAACGGGUGAUUAAAACAUUUGCCGACGCUAUAUCUAUCAAGGUGGUCGCUUUCUCAGAGGCUGUUUGGGGAAAUGUCGUAAAGGCACUUGAGACAGUUGUAGUUUCUAAUCCUGAUAAAAUCGCAAUUUGUGUUGAUAAGGUUGUUCAUCAGGUAUAUAUAAGUUGUGAUGAUGGACAUACUGAGGCGGACAUAGAUAUUAUUCUAGAAAUAUUAACCCCCUUUGAAUGCAAAACAGAAAAUUGAUUACACAUACGUGCAUAAUUUUGUAUUUUCGUGUGCGUGUGUGUUUGCUUGCUUGUGUGUAAGUGAACGUUUGCAAAUACACUAGAACCAUU
Mercenaria mercenaria is the source of this 1932-nucleotide messenger RNA. RefSeq names its product transcription intermediary factor 1-alpha-like. The transcript has 3 exons. Gene Ontology annotation, molecular function: zinc ion binding; RNA binding. Lineage: Eukaryota; Metazoa; Mollusca; Bivalvia; Venerida; Veneridae. The record is from RefSeq and is a predicted model, not a curated record. The coding region runs from base 215 to 1840 and encodes 541 amino acids.